GAAACGGGGAAGGACUCUACAAUUACUCCGCUCUCUCUACCGGCAGUAACCGGACCCUGCGACUUCCCUCCGGGAGACGGGAGAAAGUUGGGGAGGGAAAAGGGGAGGAGAGGAGAGACGAAGGAAGGGAAUGCAUUUGACUCGGAGGUUCGGAUACAAUACGCCCUUAAACACAGGAUUUUUAUACUGCUUACAGUUCAUCCCUCUCUGUUUACUCGUGCUUUAUAUUUGCUAUCUGGCUUCGAGCGAAGGAGCAGAGCGUCGGAGCGCGGAAGGUGCCGUAUUAUAAGAAACUUUGCCGUUUUUUCACUAGGCUUGUGCCCGCUACGUUCUUGGGUGUAACGUUUUUUUCUGAUUCUUAUACGAUUUAGCUGUUUGUGGAAGCGUGAGACCGUUUGAUUUUGCUGGAUAACGAAAACACCUGGAGCGCACCUUUAAAAGCAUAAUCAUCCAGCAUCCUCUAAUGUGGCGAGUGGUCGGGGUUUGAUCCUGGGUAGUUCACGAUGGCUGCUUCGGGCGGACUAAAGAGCGAGAAGUUGGAUGAAGCGCAAGCUUUGGCCAGGAGCUGUGCAGGCAGACCGGACUUUCUUCCCUGCGACGGGCUAUCCAUAUGCGCCACGCACAGCCACGGAAAGUGCUUCAAGCUGCACUGGUGCUGUCAUUUGGGAUGGUGCCAUUGUAAAUAUGUGUACCAGCCCAUGACCACGGUCGUCAAGCUUCCCAGCACCCCAGUGCCUGCUACGCCUUCUGGCCACGCCCACUCCAUUGACCUGUCCAUCUCGCUGGUGGAGCGCUUCCUGCGCAACGCCCCGGCCUUCCGCGCCCCGCCCUGCCUGGACUCGCCCAAGUUCUGCGUCAUCUCCGACCUCUUCGUGGACGACUACGUCGUCAAGCGCAUCAACGGGAAGAUGUGCUACGUGCAGCGGGCGCAGCCGGCUCCGCCGCAGCCUCAGCAUCAGCACCAGCACCAGCCCCAAGCGCCCCCACCUCCAUCCCCGUCUCGGCAUCCUCAGCCCCCCCCUCACCCACUCCCUCAGCGGCCUCCAAAGCAGGGCACCGUCCAGAAAGAGCACAGGGGGCCCAGGCAUCCGACUCAGGGGGACAAGCCGAAGUCGGUCCUGGGUCCUAAGAUGGACCACUGCUCCUCGCCCUCCAGCUCCGAGGACUCGGGGAUUAACGCUCUCGGCGUGCACUACAUGGAGUCGUGCGAUGAAGACUCGUGCGAAGACGAGGACGACGAGGACGAGGACGACGAAGACGACGAAGACGAGCUGAGCAGCGAUGGCGACUCCAGCCCCACUAGCCUGUGGGAGCAGGACGGCUGCACGCUCCUGUCGCCGUCAAAGUCCAUCGUGGAGAUCAUCGAGAAGAUGGAGACGACUGUUUGACCACAUCUCGCUGCCCAUAAGCCACCCACGCCAUCUCCCCAGUCACUUGCACACACAUAGCAGUGUGCACACCUACACUUUCUCCCCUCCACCUGCCUGCCAUGCAUUCAUCCACUAACAUAGACUUUCAUCUGAGUUCAUCAUCUUUCUUCAUUCUCCUUUGUUUGCUACCCUAGGCUACGCUAACGCAGAGAGCACAAGGGAAUGAUAUGGACAUACGCGCCUUGAUCAGAUACCGUAGCAUCUAAUGUGACCAAACAGCAGCACAGUCUGCUGGACCACAACGAUUUUCAAAGUGUUCUCAAAGAUCUGAGGAGAAGUGGCUCCGUUGAAGCGGGUUGUUGAGACUACAGCUUUCUCACAGGGAAAAAAAAAGGAAUGACUUUACACUUAAAGCACAGAAUCAAAGAGUGUGUGAUGCAAUAGCAAGAGAAAGAGAGGGAGAGGGAGGGAGAGAGAGAGAGAGAAGAAGAAGAGAGAGAGUGAGAAAUGAAGAUGGAGAGAGACAGAGAGAGAGAGAGAGGUUGUUUUUCAAGCUCUCACAAGGGGUGUGCUUCAGAACAGAGGCUAAAUCAUGCAUGAGGACUGAAGAUGGUAAUGAAGCAUUAUGAUGAAAGUGGGCCGAAGCGCAGCACUCUGAGGGGUCUGCCCAAACCCCCACCCCCACACCCCACACCCCAUGGGUGCCCUCACAGCAACCCUCCUCAUCACCCCUGUGACUUAGCCAAAGAGGCCACGAGCAUAGUCCAAACAGCAAACACCCCCACAACAAAGCCUGUGUGUGUGUGUAAGUGUGCAUGUGGGUAUGUGUGUGUGUGUGUGUGUGUGUGUGUGUGUGUGAGAGUGUGUGUGUGUGUAUUCUAAGUGGCUCAUCAGCCAUUAAAUCACUUUACUAUGGGCUCCAUAUCUGCGUUCUAGACUUCUUGACAAUCAAGUGAGAUUAAUGAUUGAUGAUGGUGGCAGAAGCCUGCUUCAUUGUCCACGGAUGGACUGCACAUGGCAUCUCUCUCUUCACCAAGACUCAACUGCUGUCUGGGAAAAGCCGGACUUUCCAGUUCAAGAUCUUCAUCCAGUGGUCCAACAGCCUACGCCUUUUUUUACAUCUAGCCUCCCUGUACACAAGGAAUUGGAAUAUGCCACUGGCAUCUGUCAUUUGGGUCAGCGUGUUUUCAAGGAGGAAUAAUCUAAGAUACCUGGAAAUGAAUUGCUUGGUCCCUUGGAACUGCUGCUGACGGCUCAGCAUUUCUGCACACAUGUAGGAGCAUUGGAUUGAGAUUAUUCUCUCUUAUUGUCUGCCUAUACUUAAAUGCUUUGUGAGGAAAUUGAUCUGAGCUUGAGGACUUAAUCUGAUGUAAAACCAUUGAACAUUCUUUUGUGAGAAACCUUUACAAUAAAACUCCUUAAGAAUUGUAUGAGGAGAACUAAAGUAAGCUCUGGCUGCUUUUAAAAGUUAACCACAGACAAUGGCGAGUCUGAAGUAAUUGAGUUUUACCGACUGUUUUCCUCAAAUGGAAGUUAACAAUCCCAGUGGUGCUCAGUGAUGACUCACCUGCAUGUGUCCCAUGGCCUCAGUCGGUUACCCAGUUGCACAAAGUCCCUGUAGUUUAUAAGCACAGAGUUUUGCCACUGCCUGAGCAGCAGCUGCCAUUUUGAUGGUUGUUUACACAGAAACUCAAUUGGGCCCUUGACAGAUCCCUGAGGAACUUUAGGCACAAUAAUUUCUUUGUGUGGACAUAUUUUUGCCUCCAUGGGUGUGGACGGCUGAGAGUAUUUCCCAUUCUUUUUUUGCUAUGUUUUCUUCAGGGACAAAUAAUCGUAGCUAUGAACCUACUCUCUAGAUACACAUGUUUAUCUUAAACAGCAAAAGAAAUCCUCCUUUUCUUAUGAUAUCUAUUGUUGUUAACUUAUCUCUUAUUUUUCUGAUAAACAGAUUUAAA
Molecule: messenger RNA, 3325 nt
Organism: Sardina pilchardus (European sardine)
Lineage: Eukaryota; Metazoa; Chordata; Actinopteri; Clupeiformes; Clupeidae
Gene: c23h3orf70
Product: chromosome 23 C3orf70 homolog
Exons: 2
Coding region: 504-1388 (294 amino acids)
Biological process (GO): nervous system development
Source: RefSeq, a predicted model, not a curated record